Suillus subalutaceus is the source of this 1185-nucleotide messenger RNA. RefSeq lists its product as uncharacterized. The record is from RefSeq and is a predicted model, not a curated record. Gene Ontology annotation, cellular component: intracellular anatomical structure. Gene Ontology annotation, molecular function: oxidoreductase activity, acting on NAD(P)H, oxygen as acceptor. The transcript has 6 exons. NCBI's taxonomy places the organism in Eukaryota, Fungi, Basidiomycota, Agaricomycetes, Boletales, Suillaceae. Bases 175 to 945 code for a protein of 256 amino acids.
UGAACUUCGACUUGACCGUCACGAUCAGCACUAGACUGGUAUAACAGAUCAGAUCUAGACCUUGGUUCAACGUUCAGUCAUCAUGACGCCCGAGACGACUCUCCUUGAUUCCAUCGAGUGUUCGUAUCUGAUAGGCUGCUCUGAAAGACAGUCAGGCUUCUUGUCUUCUCCGUCAUGUUAAUGCCUGUUGUCGUCAUCACAGGCGCAUCCAGAGGUAUCGGUCUUGCAGUCACUCGUUCCUUACUCAAGGAGCAUAACGCUCAUGUCGUUACCAUAUCGCGGACUCGCACACCAGAGCUCAGCCAACUGAUUCAGGAACACGAGCGAUCAUUGCUGACUCUCGAGUGCGACAUCGCAAACGAACCCGCGCUCAAAAGCGCCAUAACCCGCGGCAAAGACCACUUUGGACAGAUAGACGGCCUAAUCCUCAACGCUGCUACUCUAGACCCCAUGGGGCGCAUUGACAACGCUGAUAUCACCCUAGAUGACUGGAAAAGCCAUUUCGACAUCAAUUUUUUCUCGCUCAUUACUGCUAUUAGGGCCUCUUUGCCUGGCUUGCGAGAAUCGAAGGGCAGGAUAAUUUUCGUAAGUACAGGAGCGGCUCUCAGAGGCAUGUCUGGAAGUGGAGCGUAUUGUGCUAGUAAAGCUGCUAUGAAUAGCCUGAGCAGAAUGCUCGCGAACGAAGAACCUUCGAUCGUGUCAUUGGCACUUGCGCCUGGAGGGGUCGACACUGCGAUGCAGGCUGUACUGCGGGAUACGGGAGCACAGCACAUGAAGGCGACCGAUCAUAAGAAUUUCAUCGAUGCCUACAAUAAAGGAAUCCUAGUCAAUCCACAUGACGUUGGAUAUGUCAUCGCUGCGCUCUCGUUACGCGCUCCUCUUUCGCUUACAGGGCAGUUCGUGAAGUGGGAUAAUGAGGAGUGUAGAGAAUUCCGGAGGAAAUGACCUGGUGGCAUAUUAGGUCGUGUCUAUCCACCAUAAAUCGUAUACUUCUAUAGACUAUUCGGAAGGUCGAGACAUGGUCAUCGAUGAAUCAAAUCAGGGGGGGGGGCAUGUAGAGCUGCUGUGUAGAUCAUCUGAAGGGCCAUUACAGAUAUCCCAUGAUCAAUGGGGUAGCUACAAAGACACUUUAAAUGAGCUCAACAAACUUUAAAGUUGCGGGACGUGUAUACAGGAGAUGUGAAC